ACUUCACUUGCCUUUUACGUGAAUAUACUAGUCAUGGCACGAAACAUGAAUAUAUCUUUCCUGGGCACCUCCAGCGGUGGUGGCCCUUCAAUUUCUCGCAACUGCUCUAGUCUUGGUAUGACAUUUCACUUCGAGUCACUUCAUGUCGAUCUUAUUACAGAGACCAUCAAUACUUAGUCGCAGACGUCAUCGGCGACGGUUCGCUAUGGAUGGUCGACUGUGCAGAAGGAACAGUGCGACAAUUUCAGAUGCAGCAUCGCGGUCAAGGAGACCCAGUCCUUAAAGCGCUCAAAGUGGCCAAGUUAUUUGUCACUCAUAUGCAUGCCGACCAUGUAAUGGGAAUAAUCACUUUCCUUAGACAUGUCCUCCACCCGCCACUGAUAGCUUCCUCUGGCGACCUCCCACCCUCAGACGGUCCUCCACAAAUCGAACUUUACGGCCCUGCCGGCCUCCGUACAUUUGUUCGCUCAAUCUUUACCAUGACCCUCACCCACACAGGAGAGCGCUACGUAGUCCAUGAACUGCUAACAUCAUCUGACACGCCCACCUCAUGCGAUCCUGCCAUGCUUCAUCCGAGCGAAUGCCCUGGUCAGAAUUUCCUUUGUGACGACAAUGGGUUCUGGAAAGGUGUCACAAGUGGUACGGGUUAUUACGGUGAAGUUGUAGUUGAUGCAGGGCCGAUAUUACAUCGAGACCCUUGCAUAGGUUAUGUCUUGCAUGAGCCUAAUCCUCCGCAUCGCAAACUUGUCAUUCUGGGUGAUACAUAUGACGCAUCACCGAUUAUCCCACUUAUACAGCCUUCUGCAACUAUUCCCGUAUCACUCCUCAUUCAUGAAGCGACGGAUACGUACAUCUCUCGCCAAAUUGACCCAUCAGCACGACGAACCAAAGACGAAGUGGAUAGCAAGGUUGCGGCAAGGGGUCACUCCACUCCGGUAAUGGCGGGCACAUUUGCGAAAAAAAUUGGAGCUCAGCAAGUCGUUCUGAAUCACAUUGGUAGCCGAUUUCCAGCUCCUAAACAACUCAAAAAUCCUCACGACUCCCGUUUCGCCGUCAUCGCCGAAAUUGAACGACAAGCAAGCGAAGCGUGGGGAGGUGGUGAAGCCGUUGUCGCAUAUGACUUCAUGCGUAUAUCUAUUGCUGCUGAUCUGAAUGAGGAAGAAUUUUCGGAUGUAGCAAUGGCGCUGGAGGAUGGGGUGGCGAGAGGAAGAGGGCGUGGGAGAGGAGGAGGAGGGAUGCCCAGAGGAAUGAGCCGUGGAAGAUGGAGAGGUCCGCAGUGGAGGGGACGGAUCAGAGGUGGAGGUGGUGGGGAUAGAGGUGGCUUCGGAAGAGAUGACAGUAAUAGUGGUCUCGGCAGAGGCAAAAAACGCAGGUUUGGGGAAUAGGCUUCGCACUUCACGCCUUACACACGCGAGUUAGUAUUUUGAAGGGCCACGUCAUAAAGUAGCCAUAAUCUUAAUUAUGAGUUGGUUGUUACGUUUUUCUGGUGCAUCCAAGGGGAAGUGUUACGGGCUUCAUUACUAUCAGACGUACGUGGACUAUGCCACCGUUACUAAUUUUUCUACGCUACGUCCGACAGCUUCUCCUUCUUGAUUUAUGACUUCGCGCCACUAGAAAGUCGGAUUAAUGACAUCUUGCCAGAAGCAAUCAUUAUAGCAUGUGCGUUCGGCUCUCAGGCUGAG
Molecule: messenger RNA, 1682 nt
Organism: Suillus plorans
Lineage: Eukaryota; Fungi; Basidiomycota; Agaricomycetes; Boletales; Suillaceae
Product: beta-lactamase-like protein
Exons: 7
Coding region: 210-1385 (391 amino acids)
Cellular component (GO): nucleus
Molecular function (GO): 3'-tRNA processing endoribonuclease activity
Source: RefSeq, a predicted model, not a curated record